Messenger RNA from Nicotiana tabacum (common tobacco), 426 nucleotides. Lineage: Eukaryota; Viridiplantae; Streptophyta; Magnoliopsida; Solanales; Solanaceae. The record is from RefSeq and is a predicted model, not a curated record.
AUGCCCGGUUUUGCUAAAUACUUGAAGGAUUUGAUUACGAAAUAUAAGAAUAUCAAGAAUGAAAUGGUGAGUGUCACCCACCGGAUUAAGUCUAUCAUUCCAACAACUGCCAUCCAAAAGAAGGAGGAUUCAGGGGCUUUCACCAUUCCAUGCACCAUCGGAUUGCGUGAGUUUGCACGAGCUCUUUGUGAUAAUGGGGCUAGGAGAUCAUUCCUUGCAACCAAGAGAGACCUCAUUGACUCGGAAAGAAAUGAGAUUAAAUUCUGGGUUAAUGAUGAAGAAGUUACCUUUCAAGCAAGUAAGGGCAUGAAAUUGUCAAAUGUAUACGAGAGUAUCUUGGUACUUGAUGCUAUUGAUGUGGUAGAAGAUGCCGUUGAGGUAAAGAUGGAAGAGGAAUGCCUCGGUGAAGCAUUGGCGCAAUCUUGA